AUGCUGCCUACACCUGACACCUCACAUGUCUCUUUCGACACCAUUUACGAGCCAGCUGAGGACUCGUACCUCUUCCUGGACACGCUAUCCUCAGCAUCCGAGUCAAAAUGGCUCACUGAGAGAUUCCAGCCUAGCCCAACCACCCCAAACACCGUACCCCUAAUCGUCGAAGCAGGGACCGGCUCCGGGGUGGUACUGGCCUUUGCAGCCGCCCAGUCCCAAGAGAUCUUCGGCCGGCGUGAUGUGCUCACGCUGGGGACAGACGUGAACCGGAACGCAUGCACAGCGACCCGCGAAACCGUGACAGCAGCCAUCCGGUCCCAGCAACAGCAGUCAGUAUCAGCGGCGCAUCCACCACUGCAAAGCGUUCACAUCUCAUCCUUAACCGCAAACCUAUGCACGCCACUACGCGCCGGCAGCGUGGAUGUACUCCUCUUCAACCCGCCAUACGUGCCCACUGAGGACGUACCGCAACUUCCCUCGGCAGCGCAGAACGACCCCUCUUCUUUGACUGCAUCUCUGGAGCAGUCCCGUUCUGCCAAAUUCGACAGCGACUCGUAUUUCUUGUCAUUGACCUAUGCCGGCGGCACCGACGGCAUGGAGACGACUAAUCAGCUGCUGGACGCUAUCCCCGACGUGCUGGCUGCACGCGGGGUCGCGUAUGUGCUGCUAUGUCGCCAGAACCGGCCUGAGGAGGUGAAAGAGCGCAUCCGGGGCUGGGGUGGGUGGCGGGCGGAGACGGUUGGGUCGAGUGGGAUGCAGGCUGGGUGGGAGAAAUUGGUUAUUGUGCGGAUUUGGAGAGAGGUGUAG
Penicillium alfredii is the source of this 810-nucleotide messenger RNA. Its product is annotated as S-adenosylmethionine-dependent methyltransferase. The record is from RefSeq and is a predicted model, not a curated record. Gene Ontology annotation, biological process: methylation. Bases 1 to 810 code for a protein of 269 amino acids. Gene Ontology annotation, cellular component: eRF1 methyltransferase complex. Gene Ontology annotation, molecular function: protein methyltransferase activity; S-adenosylmethionine-dependent methyltransferase activity; nucleic acid binding. The transcript has a single exon. Lineage: Eukaryota; Fungi; Ascomycota; Eurotiomycetes; Eurotiales; Aspergillaceae.